GAGGCGGGCCGAGGGCAGAGAGCGGGGCGGUGCCCGAGCGGGCGUCAUGGCGCGACUCCUCCGGUUGCCCCGGGGCCUGCGCCUCGGAGCGGCGCCUCUGCGGGCGAAGCGGGGCCGAGGGGAGGCAGGGUGUGAGCUGCCUCUUGCCAAGAGUGAGUGGCAAAAGAAACUAACCCCAGAGCAAUUCUACGUCACCAGAGAAAAGGGAACGGAACCACCUUUCAGUGGGAUCUACCUGAAUAACAAGGAAGCAGGAAUGUACCACUGCGUAUGCUGUGAUAGUCCACUCUUCAGUUCUGAGAAAAAGUACUGCUCCCACACUGGGUGGCCUUCGUUUUCUGAGGCUCAUGGUACAUCUGGCUCUGAUGAAAGCCACACAGGGAUCCUGAGACGUCUGGACACCUCGUUGGGAUCCGCUCGCACAGAGGUCGUCUGCAAGCAGUGUGAAGCUCAUCUUGGUCACGUGUUUCCUGAUGGACCUGGGCCCAACGGUCAGAGGUUUUGCAUCAACAGCGUGGCUCUGAAGUUCAAACCCAGGAAACAAUGACCAUCCUCAAGAGUCCCGUUCCCUGCCACCGCUUCAUGUGUACCCUCAAUUUCCAUAAUUCACUUGACUUAUUUUAUUUGCCAUAAAACUGGACUGAGUUUGCUGCUGUC
This is a messenger RNA of Saimiri boliviensis boliviensis (Bolivian squirrel monkey), 657 nucleotides long. Lineage: Eukaryota; Metazoa; Chordata; Mammalia; Primates; Cebidae. The record is from RefSeq and is a predicted model, not a curated record.